Blastomyces dermatitidis ER-3 is the source of this 1717-nucleotide messenger RNA. RefSeq lists its product as uncharacterized. Lineage: Eukaryota; Fungi; Ascomycota; Eurotiomycetes; Onygenales; Ajellomycetaceae. Bases 915 to 1298 code for a protein of 127 amino acids. The transcript is spliced from 2 exons. The record is from RefSeq and is a predicted model, not a curated record.
GCUCCGCAGCGGGAUUUCUGCUUAGUCUCAACAUCAUCUGCACUAACACCACCAUCAUCACUACGGCUCGCCAAAAUAUACCUUAUAGAAAAGAACUCACAACUUAAGCCGCUUCAUCGGUUUACAUAAUGUGGAUUCCCUUGCCAGGCCCCAAAUUCCUAUGUUAAUCAUCCCAAUUACCAGGUACUGGACUGAACUGAUAGACGUUGAUCGCUCCAGGCACUGUGAUAUCCAUUAUUGGAAGUUCUCGGGGUGGUUCUCCAGUUGGAAAGUGCCUCAUUUCCUCAUGGAGAAACUUCGUCAAUACUGUGCUACAGUGGGAUUUUGGGGUUCGCUCAAAAUACGCAAGGAGUAAAAACGCACUGUGGACCAGAAGAUAGGGGGUUGGGGCGAGGGUCCGCAAACAAGAUGCCUUGCAAUGGCAACUUCUUUCUAUUUUGAGGAACUUCGAGAGACUUUAUGAAGUAAUCAUCUCGAGAAUCUCCAGAACUGCUUUAAUAUUUAUGGGGCUGUGGCUUCCGUGAGAAAUGAGGGCAAGAAGAAUCAAAAAGCCAUCCAACUCCCCUAAAUAUCCUUCAUUCAAGAUUCAAAAUCGACAUAAAUUUGCCUUAAGAUAAUCAGAACACUCUGUCAUUGCUACCAUCAUGAAGGCUAUCAAUUUUCCCACCCUUGUUCUCUCACUAGUCUAUGCUACCGGUAUUGUUGACGCCCUUGUGACCCGUACCAUUCAGGAGCAAGCCAAAACCGACCCAGUUGGACACGGCAACUACGGUAACUUUGAAGAUGAGAUUUGGAGGUAUCAGAAGAUUAGUUGAGCUUUUUGUUGGGGUAAAACCGGACGAGUGGAACAAUUCAAUUCACAAAAGGGGUGUCCUUCCUCCUGAGGUGCAUGAUCUCCGGUCUCGAACUCCAAGAUGGAAGUAGAGAAUCUCCUUUUACAGCAGGACUUAAUGGACCAGUGCGAUGUUGGGGUGAGAUGUGCGUACAGGAAUGCAGAGAAAGCCGUCAUCUCAGGAGGCAAAGGUGGUAAGUUGCUUCUCAGAAAGAUUAGGGACACAUAUGGGCCAAACUCUUGGGGAUUUCUGCAAGGGCCAUUCAUGGCAAACCUCGCUGGCGUGGGUAUCCAGAAUUCCAUCAUUACCGCCUCCUUUCGCGGCGCAGGAAACAGGGACGGCAUUAAGCAAUGUUCGACGACCAACACCGACGCUAAUGCUUUUUUGGAGAUGCUUAAAAUGGUUGACAACAGAGAUCUCAACAUCAGCGCCUUGAAAAUGGAGAAAACAACACCUACUGAGUAACGGGGGGGGUACCGUGAGUAUCGCGAUUGUUGAAGAUGGCAAGAAUCCACCAGUAUUGUGUGGCGCACCACCGGUUAGGCAGUAUAUAUUUGGUGGAGGGACGUUCUGCUUCGCUUGCUCCUGUGUUGGAAUUGAUCGAAGAUCUUCUACGUAAGAUGUUUCUUACCCCCGCAAAGUUAUCAGAGUUGGAUGUCCCGAGUGCCGAGAAGCGCUUCGUUGAAUUGAAGGCGUUCAGGUCCGCUGCACAUUAUAGUUGUGAAGCCUGGUUGUUUCGUUAUUCAACGCUCGUUUGCGAUCAAAUGUAUCUAGUUUAAUCCUUUAUGCAGUGUAUGUUCUUUGUUCGUUUUGAAAUCAAGUUAAAUAAAUGCAUAUCUAAUCCUCUACGAAGUUCAAGCUGCUCCGUUUCAGCGGAGAUUCUC